AGUGCCGCAGAGUGACAGUUACCGUCGUUAUUUAAACACAACAGACGCGCUAAAAACAAACAACAGAUAAAAACCACCCUAAAACUAUUAUGAUAGUGUUAAAAUAACGCAGAGAGAUGCGAUGGCUUCCAAAUCCGAGCAGCUGCUGAUUGUUGUUUCUGUUCUCGAAGGCCGUCAGUUUCCCAGGAGUCCACGGCACACGCUGAUAGUCGAGGCCCGCUUUGACGGAGAGACUCUGGCCACAGAUCCUGUAGAACACAAAGAACAGCCGCAGUUCUGCACCGAGCUGGCCUGGGAGCUCGACCGCAAGACGCUGCACCAGCACCGACUCCAGAGGACUCCCAUCAAGCUCCAGUGUUACGCUGUGGACUCCAGCACGUCUGCCAGAGAGUGUGUGGGAUAUAUCAUCAUCGAUCUGAGAUCAGUGCAGGAGAUCAAACAGGCUCCUAAAUGGCAUUCUUUGCUCAGUAGUAAGUACACGAAACUGAAACCCGCUCUUCUGAUCAGCAUGAUCUUAGAGAAUGACACCAAAUCAACAGCUGAGCAGUUCAGAGCAAAGAAAGCCCCGCCGAGGCCAGGUUCUCCAACGCUGGUUCCUCUGGACUCUGGUAAACUCAAAGCGGUUCUGAACGAGGAAGAAGGUUUUCAUCAGAUCGGACCUGAAGAUGUCUGCUCCGACAUGUUUGUGCUGUCGGUAACGGUGGCGUUUGCUACUAAAUUGGAGCAGCUGAUCUCCGGCUCGACUAAGCUGUCCAGCGAGGGGACUGAGUUCUUCUUUUAUUACACUCUUUUGGGGAACGACGUCACCAGCGAACCUUUCCAGAACCUCCUGAGUCCAAGCUUUGAGCCGGAGCGAGCGUCCGUCCGCGUCCGAAGCAGUGAGCGAGUCCUGCAGCUCUUCCUCAGCCAGCAGCCCUUCCUGCAGAUCCAUCUCUGCUGUGGAAACCAGUCUCUGGGCAGCACUGACAUCAGUCUGUCUGGGUUAAUGAAGAGCAGCGCUGAUCUCACUAAAAACCCUGCCACAAUCGAGGGAGCUUUCAUCCUGCAGCCCCCGAACCGAGCGAAGCCCAGCCUGCAGACCGUCCCUGCGGACCUGCAGCCCACCGUGGGCGUCUCGGUGACGCUGAGAGCCGAAGACGUCAGCAAUCGGCUAGACAUACCCACUGAAAAUGGACCUAAAACUCCAGUGAAGAAAGGGCCCGUGCCUGCCGCCCGCCAUGAACGUCCCUCAGAGGAGCCCAGAGCCCUGAUGACCCCGUCACCGCUCAGGAGAUCACCGGACCGACCUCUCCGGUCUCCAGACCCUUCUCCUGAACACCAGCACUCUGAGAGCGAGGCUGAGAGUCUGUGUAGUGACGACACACAGGCUCCGCCCACAGCGUCUGACAGACAGGCUCCGCCCACAGCGUGUGACAGACAGGCUCCGCCCACAGCACAUAACGCACCUGUUGUCUCGGACGUAACUAGAGCUGAUGCCGCAGACUCCAUCUCCGUUUCCGCUCCGAAGAUCUCCAUCCCUGCGUCUGCCCAUCACUACUGCUUCUCUCUGGACCUGCGCAGCGUCCGAGAGCUCAGGACCAGCUUCUCCAUCAACUGCGUCCUCAGGUACUCUUACCAGUUCUUCGGCAGCGCGGCUCCCAUCAUGACCGGUCCAGCGGUGGAGCUGAAGAAGAACACGGAGGUGUUUCUGCCGCAGUCGUACUGCGCCUUCGAUUUCGCCGCUUUACCCAAUCAGCUUCAGGACACGUUCCUCCGGGUUCCUCUGGUGGUGGAGAUGUGGCACCGAGAGCCCAGCUCUGGAGACGUUCUGCUGGGUUCUGUCAGCAUUCAUCUGUCUCGCCUCCUGAGCUCAGAGAAAACACGCUUCCUGGACGCGGCGGGCCGGCAGCACUGGAGACAGAGCUGUUCCCAGAGGAUUCCCAUCCUCAGAGCAGACGGGUCUGAGAAGCUGGCUGAGCUCUCUUACGUGAGCGUUCUUGAAGAUCUGGGCUUUGUGAAAACUCAAGACGUCCUCGUCUCUGAAUCGUCUCAGGGGCCGGCUCCGGCUCUGGCUCCUCCUCCUCAGGGCCCCGGGGAGACGGAGACCGUCACUCGACCUCGAGAGACCCUGGAGUACAAGGCAGCGCUGGAGCUGGAGAUGUGGAAGGAGAUGCAGGAGGACCUGUUUGAUAAUCAGCUGAAGCAGAAGGAGUUGAGUCACAUGCAGGCGCUGGCCGAGGAGUGGAGGAAGAGAGAUCACCAGCGGGAGGCGCUCAUCAAGAAGAAGGAGAUGGAGUAUAAGCUCCUGGAGGAGCAGCUGCAGAAGACCCUGUCUGAUCUGGAGAAGCGGGAGAAAGCUCUGGCUCACGCUGAGACCGAGACGCAGAGGCUGCAGCGAGAGAUGCGCUCCGAGCACGAGUUGAGUCUGCGCGAGCUGCAGGACGGAGCCAGGCGUCUGCGCGAGGACUGCGCUCACCAGGUGGAGCUGGAGAGGUCAAAGGUCAGGCAGCUCGAGGAUCUCCUGGCUCAGCAGCGACAGCAGAUACAAGAGUCCGAGAGCAAACACAAGCAGCUGGAGAAGGAGUUCCAGCUGUACCGGGAUCAGCAGAACGUCCGGCCCGAGGUCCGUCUGCAGUCGGAGAUCAACCUGCUGACCCUCGAGAAGGUGGAACUGGAGCGGAAACUGGAGUCUGCGACCAAAUCUAAACUACAUUACAAGCAGCAGUGGGGUCGAGCGCUGAAGGAGCUGGCCAGGUUUAAACAGCGUGAGCAGGAGAGCGCUAUGACUCGUCUGAAGAAGCAGCAGCAGGAGCUGGAGCACAUGAGGUUAAGAUACCUGGCUGCUGAAGAGAAGGACGCCGUCAAGAACGACAAACAUGAGCUCCAGGACAUCAGGAACGAGCUGAACAGGCUGAAGCAGGAGGAUUCUCUCGGCCGGAGGGAAGCAGCUCAGGAGAGUUCAGAUGAACACGUGACUCGUCUUCUGGAGGAGAGGGACACACUCCUCCGCACCGGUGUAUACACACACAGUGACAGGAUCAUCUCAGAGCUGGACAGACAGAUCCAGCAGGCCAUGAGCCGCCGGAGCACCUGACCUCAGGUCUUCAGCAGGAGGCGCUGCUUCUCACUAAAUCACUGCAGGAUCAUUCAUGAGCUUUUAUAUGCCACCUUAUUUAUGGUUUUUGUCUCUGGGGGGAAAGUGUGUGUGUGUGUGUGUGUGUGUGUGUGUGUGUGUGUGUGUGUGUCUGUGUACCUGUGUGUCUGUGUGUGUUUUGUACUAGAUUUGUACCUGUCAGUUUAAAUAAAUAUUUUUGUUAAAAGGAUAACGUCUUUAAGAUUUAAAAUAAAAUAAAGUGUUACCAAGUCUUUUAAUCAGUCAAGUACACGUUUUGGUUGUCUUAUAUUGUAUGUUAGGUGGUUUGAGUGUGUGUGUGUGUGUGUGUGUGUGUGUGUUGUGUGUGUGUGUGUGUGUGUGUGUGUGUUAGUGUGUGUGUGUGUGUGUGUGUGUGUGUGUGUGUUAGCUGGUUUGAGUGUGUGUGUGUGUGUUAAAGCACUAGUUGAUUCUGUCAUCUUUUUCUCUCCGUCAUGUUGUUUUAAAGCUGUUUUCUCUGUUUCUUCUGGAUGUUGUCGCUCGUGAUCAGUGUGAAACAGAGCAGCAGAAUGUUCUUCAGAAGUUCAGUUUUUUCCACAGAAGAAAUAGUCAAGAGUUUUGUUUAUCUAAAUUUUCUUAAAUCAAAAAUAAUUUCUUGGAGAUGCAGGAUGAAGAUAGUCUUGUUUUCUGAGGUCCUGAUGAAGUUUAUGAAUAAAAUGACAAAUAAUUACCAAUGAGAUAUUUUGAAUCAAGUUGACUCCUUUAACAUGUAUUUGUUCUUGUAUUAGUCAUAAACCCAAUUUUUGGAUCAUU
Messenger RNA from Puntigrus tetrazona (Sumatra barb), 3883 nucleotides. Its product is annotated as centrosomal protein of 120 kDa. Bases 122 to 3073 code for a protein of 983 amino acids. Lineage: Eukaryota; Metazoa; Chordata; Actinopteri; Cypriniformes; Cyprinidae. The record is from RefSeq and is a predicted model, not a curated record. Gene Ontology annotation, cellular component: centriole; centrosome. Gene Ontology annotation, biological process: positive regulation of centriole elongation; centrosome cycle; interkinetic nuclear migration. The transcript has 20 exons.